Messenger RNA from Ailuropoda melanoleuca (giant panda), 6572 nucleotides. It is a transcript of the gene NKX3-2, whose product is annotated as NK3 homeobox 2. Bases 636 to 1631 code for a protein of 331 amino acids. Gene Ontology annotation, cellular component: nucleus. The record is from RefSeq and is a predicted model, not a curated record. The transcript is spliced from 2 exons. Gene Ontology annotation, molecular function: RNA polymerase II cis-regulatory region sequence-specific DNA binding; DNA-binding transcription factor activity, RNA polymerase II-specific. NCBI's taxonomy places the organism in Eukaryota, Metazoa, Chordata, Mammalia, Carnivora, Ursidae. Gene Ontology annotation, biological process: regulation of transcription by RNA polymerase II; cell differentiation.
CCCGCGCGGGAGGGGGGGAUACGGUGGAACGCCGGGGAAGGAAAGAGAGAAGAAACAGAUAAAACCAGAGCAGGGGGUAAAAAGGUGCCCCGCGCCUCUCGGAAUCCAGAGGCCGCCGUCGUCGCCGCCGACGCUGGGGGUGGGCUCCGGAAGAGCCGGACCAACUGGGAGGGAAAGGACGAACCAGGAGCGAAAUCCUGCAACCAGGGAAGAGACCGAGGCGCAAAGAAAAAGUGACUCCGGCCGUGCGCCCCGGAGGCGCUCAGGAGGGAACUGAAGCCGCGGUGGGGGCCCCGCCGAUCCGCCCCCAACAUCCUCCGAGGGGGCAGACCCCGGCCCGCCCCUAAGGGCUCAAGGCGAUGAGAUAAUCCAGCUGAGCUGCGAAAGGAGAGCGUCUGGCUCUGGAUUGGGGGGAGGGGGUCUCUGGGAGGAGUGGGCCUCGGAAGUGGGGGUGAGGGUCGGCGCUGAUCCCGGGCCAGAGGGGGGCGGGGGCUGCUGGGCCGCGCAGGAGUGGGCUGCAGGGGCCUCGCGCGUCCGGCUCACUCGCGCUGCAGCGGCCCACGCGCUCCGUCCAGCUCGGAGCUGCCCCGCGCCCCAGCCGCCCGGCCGGCCGGCCGCCCUGGCCCACGGCGCAGAUGGCUGUGCGCGGCGCCAACACCUUGACGCCCUUCUCCAUCCAGGCAAUACUGAACAAGAAAGAGGAACGCGGCGGACUGCCCGGGCCAGAGGGGCGCCCGGUACCCGGGGGUACCGCGGUGGCAGUGGCUGAGGCGCCCGCUGUCUGCUGCUGGCGACUCUUCGGGGAGACAGACGCGGGCGCUCUGGGGGGCGCGGAGGACUCUCUGCUGGCGUCGCCUGCCGGGACCAGAACGGCUGCGGGGCGGACCGCGGAGAGCCUGGUUGGUUGGGACUCGGACUCGGCGCUGAGCGAGGAGAACGAGGGCGGGCGACGCUGUGCGGACGCGCCGGGGGCCAGCGGGGCCGGCCGUGCAGGGGGGACGCUGGGCCUCGGCCAGCCGGUCUGCGAGCUGCCCGCCGCCAAGGACCUGGAGGAGGAAGCCGCAGGCCAGAGCGACAGCGAGAUGUCGGCCAGCGUCUCAGGCGACCGCAGUCCAAGGGCCGAAGACGACUCUGUUGGCCCCGGAAGCGAACGCGUGCCGGCUCUGUGCGGCCGAAGCGGCGGCGGCGGUGGACCGGCGGGCGGCGCGGAGGAGGAGGAGGAGCCCGCCGCGCCCAAGCCGCGCAAGAAACGCUCGCGGGCCGCCUUCUCCCACGCGCAGGUCUUCGAGCUGGAGCGCCGCUUCAACCACCAGCGCUACCUGUCCGGGCCGGAACGCGCCGACCUGGCCGCGUCUCUGAAGCUCACCGAGACGCAAGUGAAGAUCUGGUUCCAGAACCGUCGCUACAAGACCAAACGCCGGCAGAUGGCCGCCGACCUGCUGGCUUCAGCGCCCGCCGCCAAGAAGGUGGCGGUCAAAGUGCUGGUGCGCGACGACCAGAGACAGUACUUGCCUGGCGAGGUGCUGCGGCCGCCCUCGCUGCUGCCACUGCAGCCCUCCUACUAUUACCCUUACUACUGCCUUCCCGGCUGGGCGCUCUCCACGUGUGCAGCCGCCGCGGGCACCCAGUGAGCCGGCCUGGGGCAAGCAGCAAACGCUCCCCGCGCCCCAGCUCGGGACGGCCGCGGACGGCUGUGCAGGUUGUGCUCUGUACGAGGGCGCCCCGCCGAGGGGGCAAGUGGAGGAUGAAAUCCAGCCCAGGCUCAAACUCCGAGCGCGCCCUGGCAGCGUGACUGAGUCUGUCCAGAGGGGGCGCCUUUUUCUAAAUUGAACGGAGGCACCCUACGGCCUAGGGGCCUUGCUCCCCCGUUGCUUGCCUGGAAGCUCUUGGACAUUAUUUAUUAUCACAACAAAGUUGGAUUUGGAGUGUAUCUGCCAGGAGACGGCGUUUCCCAGGAGCGGAGAGAACUCCUGGGUCCACAUAGCCUGAAUAACCAGAAUUUCAGGCUGGCUGGGAGCUUCGUGCACUAGGCCACAAUAGUUCAUGGUAUCCAUGCUACCAAUCUAUGUUUAUCUACAUAUCUAUUUUUUUGGAAAUUGCAUUUGUAACAAAGGGGUGUGGAACCUUGACAGCCCCAAGGAGCCCCGAGCGAUGGGGUUGAUUUGAACCGUGAAAGGUUUGCUUUUCGGGUCCUCUGCCCCCACCCCUCCCCGUGUCAGAGCUCGGGUGGGGACGCCCUGUUGGGUGCUGAAUGUAAAGAAGGGAGCCUCUGAGCACAGGGCAGGGCAGACGCCCCCCGAAUCUUUCCGAAGUCCAGGGCUGCCACCAACUGGGGAGCUUCCUGGGAACCCCGAACGGGGAAAGAGCAAACCCAGCAGCCCUUGGCAGAAACAUUCUUUUAUUUCUUUUUAUUUUUUUAAAGGAGGUUAAAACUUGUAGCACUUUUUGGUUGUUUGUAUUCAAAUAACGGUUAUUUUUGUAUUCAAUGUGAAUAUCCCUGACCAGCCUUUCCCUGGCGUCCCCCCAGUUCCGACGCCGGGCCCUCUGUCUCUACUGACCAUCCUCCCCAACUCCUGCGUUCUGUCCCAGGAUUCUCCCAUCCCUGCCCCUACCCCUGCGACAGAUGGUCCUGUCAACCUCCUCGCUUUUUGCCUCCUUAAGGGCACUGUGCACUCAACUAGAAUAUUAACUUUAAAAAGAUUUGUGACGUUUGGAAGCUCUGUUCGCUUUAUCUUUCUUUUUCCUUUAAUUUAUAAACUUUUAGUUUAACAUGCCCUUCUGGACGCCGUGUUUUCUCUGAGCCUCUCUCCGUCUGGCUUUGGGGAAUCCAGUGCCGUAAAAAUGUCUGGGGCUUAUUUUCCCAACCACUCUUCAGUCCUGGACCAAGGAUCCCUCCUCCCGCUAGGGACCAGCCCUGCUGCCCACCCGGCAGAAAGUGUUUAAACCUGCGGAGCUCAGGGAAUUGCGAUGUAGGGGACUUGGCAAAAGUCACAGCCGAAUCCCACUGAAUCAGGAGCAAAUGCCCAGGAUUCCCUUUCUUUCUUUCCUUUUUUUUCCUUGUGGGAUUGGUUGCAGAGUCUGGAAAGCAUCCACAGCUGAACCCACAGCCAGUUUCAACCCCUACCUAACCUGUUGACUCCUCCACCUGUCCAAGUCCUCUCUGCUUUUGAUUUUCCCAGCAUUUCUGUAAGUGACCCGGUCUUCAUUUCGUUUGGAGAAUAGGCUAGCAAAAACUCGCUGAAAUUCUGAAGGCUAUAAUAAGCAAGCCUAUAAUAAGAGGUCUCUGGGGGAGGGUCAACUGAGCUUUGACCCCGGCAGGGUGCAAACGGCCCUCUACGUUAUUCCAGAGCCAUUCCACUUACUGUGACAUGGCCUCAUUUGAUCCACACGGAAGCCUAAGGGGAAAGUAGAGGAUGAGUAGGGCUAGGGUUAUUUAUUAUUUACAUUUUACAGAUGAACACAACCCACCCCCAUUCCACACUCCCCAGGCUGUCACGGAUUGGCCGGAGCAAAAUGCUUACCGCUUCAGUCUCCUCCCGCUGGGUCCGGGAGGAGCAAGGAAGAGUUAACGCCACAUCGCAGGCUUCAAGGCCUUGGGUCCGCCGGCCGGAGCCGGAGAUGCCAAACCCAAGCCCCAGCUACUUUCAAUUUUAUCCCGACCAGAAAGGUCUACCCGCCUUUCUCCCUGGCCCGAAAACUUUUUCCAGCUUCAGGACCCCGGGGCCUUUGUAUCCCAAAGUCCGUGGCCAGGGGUCUGCGGCCCCUCAGCUCGGCGGGGCGGAGAGUCAAAACAGAGCACUUUUCAAGAACGAUCCCUGCUUGUGAAAACAGCACAGCACGCCGGAAAGGCAAAGGCCCGCGGGGUAUGCACACCCUUGCCCCCAAGUCCAACCACCUUCUAAAUGGUUCUUGCAAGCAUUUUGUUUCUUUUUAGCAUGGUUAAAAAAUUCCAUUUAAACUUCUUAAUCAUGAAUGCAUUUUCCUUGUAGAAAGUUAGAACAUUUCCAAUAAUGCUAGAAUUCCCUCCCUUCUUCUCUGCAGAAAUCGCCACUACUGAGUGGUUUUGGGGGAAGGGGCUUGAUUUUUUUUUUUCCCCUUCUGAACUGGCAUGUGGUUGUGACUGUGGCCUAAAAGGUAAGUUUGUCCUCCAUCCUUGCGGAUUUGGAGUUGAAGGAACUAGGAUUCUUUCGAGUAGGCUGGUCAGUGCCCCUUCCCUUUCUCACCCCCUCUCUGCUCCCUGCCUGGGCCAGUUAUGCUGGGCUGGCUCCAGACGCCCGGGAAAAAUGACUCAAACGAAUUCAGUUUGCCCCAGAUUGUUGCAGUUUCACUCCGAGCUGCCCCGUGGCUGGCACUGCAUCAGCGCCUUGAGAUCUAAUUCGUGGAGUCGGAGUCAGCCUGCAGGGCCAGCCCGGCUUCAGGAGAUUUCCCCCCGGCAUUUGGAGACCUGAGCUGGGUAUCUUUACCCAGCCGUAGACAUGGCUCCUGUUGGAAAUCUGCCGUACUACUUUCUGAAUUUCCUCUUCCUUCUCCACUCCCACCCCUGCCUCUUUUUUUAAAAAGAUGAGAAAUAGUCCGGCUCUUUGCCCGCCUUGCUUCCUGACCUUCCUCUACCCGCUCUCGGCACCCCUGGGGCACAGUGCUCCUUGUCGGCUUCCUUGGGGCCUGACUUCCCAGAGUAGCUGCCAGCUGACCCUUUGGACCUAUUCAUCUUUCUCAGUCCUUUUGGGCUCUUAGCGAAUCUCAGAGCUGGCCUUGCACACUUAGAUGGAUAAACCACGCAGGGAGGAAUAGCUGGGAAGGGGACAUGCUGUGGCCUGCACUGUAAUCAGUCCCAAGGAUUCAGGUUCAGCCCACGAAUCUUGCUCUGGGCAGCAAAUUUGAAUUCGAUCGGCUAUCAAAUGUUGCGAGUGUGUGUGUGUGUGUGUGAGAGAGAGAGAGAGAGAGAGAGACUCAAAACCUUGGCCUGUUGGCCUUGACUCUCCCAAGCUGCAUCUAACUCCACAGGACUAGGGUGGAAGGGCUCACGGACCCAAAGGAGUACCUCGGGAGCUGGGUCAAGCCCUGGGAGUUUGGGAAUGGGUUCCAUUUCAGGAAAUAGUUGUCUUCCAGGCCAUAGAGAAUCCCCGUGCACUCGCUACUCCUCGGCACUAGCCAAGGGGAGGGGUGGCCAGCGAUUCUGACUUCCUUCAAGAAGGUCCGAGGAAGGCUCAAACAUGAUGUCCCCUUGCCUCUCAGAGCCUGGUCCGGAUCCCCGCUCCCCGAGGGGCUGGGCCCCUAGAGGGGCGGUGUCUGGGGGCUUCCCGGGAACGGGGAACUUUUGCAGACCCGGAAACUGGCAAGCCUGGAAGCACCAUACAGAGCAUCCCACAGAAGCAAGACCUCCUCCAAGGCCUGCAGACAUCCCCCGGGCGGGGAUUGUGUGACUCUAACUCCUCAGCCGGCUGCCGGAGCUCUGUCCUGGUUAGGCGGUCACCCCAUCCAUGUUUCAUCCGUGUUUGCCAGGAGAAGGUAGAAUCCGGCCUCGCGCGAGCCCACGGAAUUCAACUAGGCUGUCGGAAAAGGCUCCUGCCUCGGGGGAAAGCUGCCGCCGCCGCCGCCGCCGCCGGAGCCUGAGCAGCGGAGAAAUUUAGACAUCUCCCCGAAACCUGAAUCCUGGCGGAGGAGCUCCUGGUCCGCAAAGGGCGAGGAGGGAAGCGAGGCAGACCCGCGCCGGGGCCCCGCUGCCCAGGCGCUGCAGGGCUUGACUUGCGGGCCACCAGCCUCACCCCACUAACAAACUUAACUGGGGACCGCACCGAGCUGCGUGGGGACUGCAGGAAACAGCAAAUGCUUGAAAGCGCUUUGUAAGUCGGAAAGCGCUGGCGGCGGGUAGUCACACACGCUACUGGCGCGUGGCUACCGCACCAGCCCUGGCCGCGAGGGAAGGCCGCGCCCCGGAUCUGGAAGGGAGCAGGAGCAGGGGCGCCUAAUUCCAGGGCGGCCCUGACGAGCAGCCAAACAAGACGUAACAACAACAACGACGACAAGUAUCUAUAACUACGUUGGGUUGUCUGGGACGUCACGUGUGAAAAAGGGCUUCGGCAUCCUGCUCCGCAGCGUUUACCUGACGCCGCCUCAGCCGCGUGGACAUGGCCUCCGUUUUACAGAUGGGGAAACUGUGCCCGAAGUCACAGGCCAUAGGGAGGCCUUUCAGGGUCGCUUUGUAUUUGGGGCCGGCAGUGUGGAUGGAUGAACUAGCAUCUCCAAGUUUGGCUUUGGGGUGGUUGGAUUACUAAGGGUGGGUGUGUUUUGAAAACCAUUAAGCACUAUACAGCUGGUAUAGACUUACUACUACUGUUGCAUGACGAUGGUGGAGAAGAACUAGGCAAUGCUUUGGAGGCUGAUCUGAAGCAAUCUUCCUUGAGCUCCUGCACCCUUCAGGAGUUUCCGUUUGACCUGAGGUGUGCUCAGCGAGGGGUCCCUUACAAGGGUAGAGACUCCUGGCCUCAACCAGUUUUCAAGACUCCAGAUAAAUAUGGUUUUUUUUUAAAUGAAGAAAUGCCAAAACAGGUUGCAAAAAAAUGUGUUAUAUU